AUGGCUCUCCAACUUUUUUGCUCUGAAUGCAAACUUGGCGCCAGGAAUCCAGUGAGUGCAAUUGACAGGUGCCUUAUGGCCGGGAAGAGUGGUCAAUAUCUGAGUAGUCUUGGAGCAGAAAAUGGCAACGGGAUCCUGAGAACCGAAGGAAAUGAGAUCACAGGCGCCCCACGAGACGUUAUUCACAAUUCGAUUGCAUCCUGCGGCGAUGACCACGCUCUUGACUAUGACCUCUUCACUCUCCGUCAUUACUGA
This is a messenger RNA of Linum trigynum, 255 nucleotides long. Lineage: Eukaryota; Viridiplantae; Streptophyta; Magnoliopsida; Malpighiales; Linaceae. The record is from the annotation of a GenBank genome assembly.